AUGAAAGAGAAACAAUCAUCGUCCCUUCCGAUCGUCUGCCAUGAAUGCAAGAAGGUUUUCAUCUCUGGUAAAGCUCUCGGCGGCCAUAUGAGGAUGCACAGAGACGCCGCCACCAAUGAACCGUCGCUGGAAAGAGUUAAGUUGAAGCUGAAAGUGAAGGUAAAAAAGAAUCUUGUUGAUGAUCAUCAGUCUAGCGUUGAAAAUACCCAUGAAAUCCAAGACUACUAUUGUUCGCAUUGUCGGAGGAAUUUCCCUUCAAACAAAUCACUUUAUGGGCAUAUGAGGAUUCAUUCAGAAACAGGAGAAAGUUCUUCAUCGUAUUCAUCUGUAGAGAAACAUGAUCAGGAGCAGGAGGAUAUUAAUCUUGCGGUACAGGGUUUGUUGAUGUUGGCUAGUGCUUUUAUAAAUAAGGUACAAUCUGAUAGGGUUUCCCCUAAAAUUCGUUCAAAAUUGGUGCAUCCCUUAGAUGAUGAUGAUGAUGAUCAUGAACAUGGUUCAAUGAAGAAGAAGAUGAAACAGAGUGAAGAAAUGUAUAAUUGUAGCCUUUGCCCAAAAACCUUCUCAACCCAUCAAGCAUUAGGUGGGCAUAAAUCUAGCCAUACCAAAUGCAAGACUCAGACUGAAAAUGUAAACAAGGAAUUGACAGGGGAAGGGUCAUCUUCUGUUCUUCAUCCAUGCAAACAAUGUGAAAAGGUUUUCUCAAGUGGUCAGGCUCUUGGGGGUCACAUGAGGAUCCAUUGGAAAGGCGGUGCAGAGGCAGAGACUAACAGAGGGAUCAUAGUUCAUGACUUUGAUCUCAAUGAGAUACCUCCUGAAGUUGAUGAUGAUCAGGAGAAUGGUGAGUCUGGAUUGAUUUGA
Impatiens glandulifera is the source of this 858-nucleotide messenger RNA. Its product is annotated as zinc finger protein ZAT2-like. The transcript has a single exon. The record is from RefSeq and is a predicted model, not a curated record. NCBI's taxonomy places the organism in Eukaryota, Viridiplantae, Streptophyta, Magnoliopsida, Ericales, Balsaminaceae. Gene Ontology annotation, molecular function: DNA-binding transcription factor activity. The coding region runs from base 1 to 858 and encodes 285 amino acids.